This is a messenger RNA of Oryza brachyantha (malo sina), 1654 nucleotides long. Its product is annotated as transcription factor TIP2-like. The transcript is spliced from 4 exons. Gene Ontology annotation, molecular function: protein dimerization activity. Gene Ontology annotation, biological process: regulation of DNA-templated transcription; anther wall tapetum development. Bases 195 to 1298 code for a protein of 367 amino acids. NCBI's taxonomy places the organism in Eukaryota, Viridiplantae, Streptophyta, Magnoliopsida, Poales, Poaceae. The record is from RefSeq and is a predicted model, not a curated record.
CUCCUACCCAAUAUCACCUUUGCCCCUUUUAUAUACUACUACCUCCUCUCAUGGCUCUCAGUAGGAAGCCCUGAUCUCCUCUGAUCAGCUUGCAAACCUCAAUUAAUUGUAGCUGGUUCAUCUCUGCUGAACUGCGAGUGAGAUCUGAGCUCUGAAGAAAGUUGCAGCUAGCCUUGCAGGUAGAUCGGGUGAAGAUGUAUCACCCACAGUGCGAGCUGCUGAUGCCGCAUGAGAGCCUGGAGCUGGACAUCGGCCAGUCGCACCUCGCCGCCGCCGUCGCAGCCAUGCCGGGGGAGCUCAACUUCCACCUCCUCCACUCCCUCGAAGCUGCGGUUGCUGCUGCUGCCGCCUCCUCCACUGGCGCCACCUCCCAGCCCACCGUGGACUACUUCUUCGGCGGCAGCGCCGAGCAGCAGGCGACGGUGGUGCAGUACGACCAGCUGGUGGCGCCGCCGCACCACCAGACGGUGACCAUGCUGCGCGACUACUACGGCGGCCACUACCCGCCGGCGGGGGCGGCGACCGAGGCGUACCUCCGUGGGCCAAGGACCGGGUCGUCGUCCCUCGUGUUCGGCCCGGCCGACGACGAGUCGGCGUACAUGGUCGGCCCCUUCGACAGCUCCCCGACGCCGCGCUCCGGCGCCGGAGGUAGGAAGCGCAGCCGCGCAAACGCUGGAUUUCGUGGUGGCGGGCCGGCCAACGGCGUCGAGAAGAAGGAGAAGCAGCGCCGGCAGCGGCUCACCGAGAAGUACAACGCCCUCAUGCUCCUCAUCCCCAACCGCACCAAGGAGGAUAGGGCGACGGUGAUCUCGGACGCCAUCGAGUACAUCCAGGAGCUGGGGAGGACGGUGGAGGAGCUGACGCUGCUGGUGGAGAAGAAGCGGCGGCGGGGGGAGCUGCAGGGGGACGUGGUGGACGUGGCGCCGUCGGCGGUACUGCUGGAGGCGGCGGAGAGCUCGGAGGGCGAGGUGGCGGCGGCGACGACGGCGGCUGCGGUGGUGGUGCCGCGGCAGCUGAUCCGGAGCACGUACAUCCAGCGGCGGAGCAAGGAGACGUUCGUGGACGUGCGGAUCGUGGAGGACGACGUGAACAUCAAGCUCACCAAACGCCGCCGCGACGGGUGCCUGGCCGCCGCGUCGCGCGCGCUCGACGACCUCCGCCUCGACCUCGUCCACCUCUCCGGCGGCAAGAUCGGCGACUGCCACAUCUACAUGUUCAACACGAAGAUUCAUCCGGGGUCUCCAGUGUUUGCAAGUGCAGUGGCCAGCAGGCUGAUUGAAGUGGUGGAUGAGUACUAGCUAUCAUGCUAAUUUAGCCAACCGAUAUACGAUGCAAGUUUAAUUCUACGCGCUAGCUAGCUAGGGUUCUUGGAUGCAUGAGUAGAUCUUAAAUUUCCCUUUAAUUUUAGACUGUUAAGUUUAAUCUGGAUUGUUAGACUUAUUAGCUAGCUCUGUUUGGGUCUUUGGUAUAUGUCAUGGUUGCAUGUAUUUGGUCUACUUGGAUAAAUAACUGAUGCUCUAAUUGAGAUGUUACUACACACUUAAUUGGAUUAAAUAUUUCAGUAAUAUAUUACUCGUGCAUGUAGGUUGCACUUCCAGUACAGUAGUAGAUAGACCGGUAGGCAUGAAAUUGGGUUAGGUGAGUGCUUGUUCAG